Messenger RNA from Larimichthys crocea (large yellow croaker), 3773 nucleotides. It is a transcript of the gene rbms1a, whose product is annotated as RNA binding motif, single stranded interacting protein 1a. The transcript has 14 exons. Lineage: Eukaryota; Metazoa; Chordata; Actinopteri; Sciaenidae. The coding region runs from base 506 to 1639 and encodes 377 amino acids. Gene Ontology annotation, cellular component: ribonucleoprotein complex. The record is from RefSeq and is a predicted model, not a curated record. Gene Ontology annotation, molecular function: RNA binding.
ACAUGAAAGGCGACGUGUGUUCAGUCCAACUGAUUGUGCGCCUACAAAUCAAACCCAAAAGCGCUUUGUGUCCGAUUAUAAAUUGCGCCGCAGACACCAGACGUCUCGACGUGCCUUUGUCACAAAAAACAAACCGCUAGUGUGAGUUUUUAUGAGGAGACCACGCAGUUUAUUUGAUGUCAAACACCCUGCAGAGGCGGAGAUGGUUUGGUCUGUAGUAGGUGGGACUGCCGAGCGGUCUGCAGCAGGACGUCGUAGAUCAAUGAACCGGACCGGAGGGUUGGUCCAUCGCUUGGUGUGCAUCUGACUGUAUAGAUGUGUCAGUAUACCUAUGCAGGACCGAGGCUUUAUUACUGUUAACCGGCCCGUCAGUAUGCGGAUGUUUUGAACCGACUGGUUAUCUCAUAGGCUCCUCACCCCGCUUGGAUUCCGUCUCUGUAGUGGCUCAUCGUUGCGAUUUUUGUUUUGUGGGAAAUAAAAAAAAAUAUAAUCUGUAACCUCCAGGAUGAUCUUUGCGAACACAGGCAACCCGCUGAAGACAGCCAAUCGUAAGCAGUGGGUUUCCUGUGUGCAGUCCUACCCCAUGACGCCGUCCAGUCCCAGCAGCAGCAGCAACAGCAGCAGCACAGGCCUGGAGCAGCUCAGCAAAACCAACCUGUACAUCCGCGGGCUGCCUCCUGCUACUACAGACCUGGACCUGGUCAAACUCUGUCACCAGUAUGGAAAGAUUCAGUCAGCAAAGGCAAUCCUGGACAAGACAACCAACAAAUGUAAAGGUUACGGCUUUGUGGACUUUGACAGCCCGGCGGCUGCUUUAAAGGCAGUACAUGCUCUGAAAACCAGCGGCAUACAGGCCCAGAUGGCCAAGCAACAGGAGCAGGACCCCACAAAUCUGUACAUUUCCAACUUGCCUCUCUCUGUGGACGAGAAAGAGCUGGAGAAUAUGCUGCAGCCCUUCGGCCAGGUCGUCUCCACGCGGAUCCUCCGAGAUUACAGCGGCAACAGCCGAGGCGUGGGCUUCGCCAGGAUGGACACAACAGAGCAGUGUAAUGCCGUCAUCUCCCACUUCAAUGGGAAGUUUAUCAAGAUAGCUUCUGGAGCUCUGGCUCCGUCUCAGCCGUUGCUGUGUAAGUUUGCAGACAGUCAAAGGAAGAAACAUGCUCAUAGUGGAUUUGUUCCCAAUGGACAGACAGGGGAUCUCAGACUAGGUGCAAUGACUCUUACCUAUGACCCCUCCUCAGCAGCUCUACAGAAUGGGUACUACCCUUCUCCGUAUCCAGUGACCAACAGGAUAAUGACUGUGCAGCCAGCGAUGUCUCCCUACAUGUCUCCAGUCUCUGCUUACCAGGUACAGAGUCACUCUUGGGUGGCACAUCAGCCAUAUAUCAUGCAACACCCGGCUGCUGUGAUGUCUCCCUCUGUGGAUCCCUCCAUGUCACUGCACCCCUCAGCCAUGAUUACUCAGCAGAUGGGUCAGCUGUCACUGGGAAACGGUGGAGCGUAUAUUUCAGGCAACCCUGGUGUCCAGGGAGCUUACAUGCCUCAGUAUCCUCCUCUGCAGGCAGCACCUGAAAAUGGCACGCCACAGCAAGUGGAUUCUUCCAACAACUCGUCUCCUUACAGUCAGCUCAGCAAGUAAUCACAGGCUAGAUUACCGCUCUGUGAGCCAGAGGGCCGGUGGGAGAUUGCUGACGACAUCGCAGUGAUAACAGUCACCACCUUCUCUGAUUGGACCAGACACAUGAACUUUUUUGCACAGCCCCGAUGUUUGUGGUGGAAAAUGAGGACAGUGUAAAUGGACUCAAGCAGUUGGCUAAUCACAGAAAAAAACAAACAAAAAAAAAAACAAGAUUUAUUUUGAUAAGAAACCACAUGCUCUUCUUUUUUCUCUUUUUUCAAGGAUUCUCAAACAAAAUGCCAGAGGACCGCCCAUCCCCCCACCCCACCCCCCCGUAAGAUGUGAUAUGACGAUAAAAUGCAUGUGAUACCCCCCGCCCCCCCUUCAAGGUUUAUAUGAUUUUAUAGUUCUUUUAUUUGUGAUAUAUGGAAAAAAAAACUUGCAAAAUCUUGUUUGCACUGAAUAUAAAGUUUCAGAAUACUUUCAUUUUGGUUUUCAGAGUUGCCACAGAAUAGCUUAACAAAAUCAAUUAAUGUUCAACUGCACUUGACAGCUGAUACAGGUGACCAUUUCAUUAGGAAAUUAAUAAAUUUAUUAUUGGAAAAAGGUGCCUUCCUUACGUCACAUCAAACACUGUCCAACAUGUUUUCAUCAAACUUGAUCAGGUGUCAUAUUUCUGAUUCUGAUUGAUCAAUUGUGUGUGUGAAAUCAUGAGAUUUCGCUAUCUAGUCUUCUGGUAGCAAUAAAGACAAUGAGAGUCCCACGGCAAUACUAGAGAAAAAAAGAACGGUGACAAACUCAGAGCAAGGUAAAUCCUUAUUUUCCCUCUUUCCUUUUUUUUUUUUUUUAAAGAAAAAUACUUCAAGACAUGACAUGAAAAAGAGACGUACUUUUAUGAAAUUACAAGUUUUACACCCAAUGGACAUCUUUUAGGAGGGUUUUUUUUUCUCUUGUGGUCAGUUUGACCUGUGAUCUACCUCAUGGUUCUGCUGGAGUCUGCUGGUGUUGUGCUGGGGUUUGCAGGUAAAGCCCCCUUUUUCACCAGAGUGGACAAAGCAGAAAAAAAAAGCCACGCUCAGGAGCUGGCUAAAUAGGACUUCUUCUUCCGUUUGUCUCCCACACGCACCGUUUCUCUUCCUGAUCUGCAAAGAAACAUUGUGCUUUGCUUCAUCUUUAUUUGUCAUUGCCUCUGUUUCUUUUUCCUCAACAUGAUGAGUGUUGUCUAGUUGUGAGGCUCCAUUUUAGAGAUUCAACUACUACUAGCUUCUCCAAAAAAAAAAAAGAAAAAAAAAAGUUGGUUUACAAUGUGUUUGAAACAAAUGAAUGCAAGCUUCAUGCAUUUACUUGGUGCAUUUUUAUGCCUUUGCCCUUCUAGACAGAACGUAGAUGACUCACCACUUUCCCUUACCUUUCCUCUUUUAUGUUAAAAAAGACUUAAAGUCACUCUCUUGGGUUUACACUGCUACUUUAAAGCGCUCCAAAAAUAACGCUAGGAUUUAUCCAAAAUUUUAGUCAUAAUGGUUCUACAGCAGCGUAAUAGUGUACAUGCCAAAAGAUUUGGAUGAGUGGAGAAAAAAAAGAAAAAAAAAUGCAACAAUCAUGUAUGAAAUACUUUGAAAACAGCAGUGUUUCAUAAGAGUUGAAGUCACAUGACUGACUUUGUGUUUCAAAGGUUGGUUUGUUCAGAAUAAGAUGUGUAAAUUAUAUACAUUCAGGGCCAAAAGUGAAGAAUAAGUGAGUUUUAUUGUUUGCUUUGCUUUUUUCUUUUUUUCUUUUUUUUAUCUUUAAACUGAUUUCUAGUGUAAGGACUCUACACUACUACGAGAAAAAUGGUCAAAGCUGUAUGAUCGUGGUUCUUUUGCCUGAUCAAUAAGUACUGUAGCAGUAAAUGUUCACCGUUGGAAAAUAUAACCAGGCUUUUACGGAGUGUAUUUUCUAAUUCUGAACAUUUGUCGCUGGGGAAAAAAAUGUAAAAAAAAAUAAAAAAAUGAACAAAACAAAACAAAAACAAACAAACAAAAAAAAAUCUUGUACAUGUUAUCCUCAUUGCUUUCCCCUGUCACCUUCAACUGAUUCUCAAUCAAUCUUCUUCUUGCUCUCUCCUUUGAAAACAUUGGAAUAAAAACAAUGCUGAAUAAAAGGCUCUUUUCUCAGA